CAGCUACAUCCAAUGGAAAGGGAAAACCAAACCAGCAUCUCUGAGUUUCUCCUUCUGGGCUUCUCAAGUUGGCCAGGGCAGCAAGGGCUCCUCUUUGCACUCUUCCUGUGUCUCUACUUAACAGGACUAUUUGGAAACCUACUCAUCUUGCUAGCCAUUGGCUCAAACAAUCAUCUCCACACACCCAUGUAUUUUUUCCUUGCCAAUUUGUCCUUGGUAGACCUCUGCCUUCCUUCAGCUACAGUGCCCAAGAUGCUACUGAACAUCCAAACCAAGUCUCAAUCCAUCUCCUACUCUGGAUGCCUAGCUCAGAUGUAUUUCUGUAUGAUGUUUGCUAACAUGGACAAUUUCCUUCUCACUGUGAUGGCAUAUGACCGUUAUGUGGCCAUCUGCCAUCCUUUGCACUAUUCCACCAUUAUGACCCCACGCCUCUGCACCUCUCUGGUAGCUUUGUCUUGGGUCAUUGCCACUUUGAAUCCUCUCUUGCAUACCCUCUUGAUGGCCCAACUGCAUUUCUGUUCUGAAAAUAUUAUCCACCAUUUCUUCUGUGACAUCAAUUCUCUCCUCCCUCUCUCCUGUUCCGACACUAGUCUCAAUCAAUUGAUGGUUCUGUUUGUAGUAGGACUGAUCUUUGUGGUACCAUCAGUGUGUAUCUUAGCAUCCUAUGGUCACAUUGUCUCUGCUGUGAUGAAAAUUACUUCUAUUCAAGGAAAACUUAAGGCAUUCUCAACCUGUGGAUCUCACCUUGCCCUGGUUAUUCUUUUCUAUGGUGCCAUUGCAGGAAUCUAUAUGAGCCCUUCAUCCAAUCAUUCAACUGAAAAUGACUCAGCUGCAUCAGUGAUUUUCAUGGUUGUAGCCCCUGUAUUGAAUCCCUUCAUUUACAGCUUAAGGAACAGUGAGCUGAAGGGGACUUUUAAAAAGACUUUUGGACAGAGCAGGAUGCUUUCCCAGUGA
This is a messenger RNA of Cricetulus griseus (Chinese hamster), 954 nucleotides long. NCBI's taxonomy places the organism in Eukaryota, Metazoa, Chordata, Mammalia, Rodentia, Cricetidae. The record is from RefSeq and is a predicted model, not a curated record.